GUGUGUACAGAGAGAAAGAGAGCGAGCGAGAGCGAGACUCGCGGGCGACUUUGCUUUUUGAGGAUAUUGUAUUUCUCUGUUCAUCAAGGGUAGUUCUCUCUCCUGUGUCAGUUCUCUUGACGAUGCGCUCGGGUUUGUGAGUCCGUAGACACCUACUGAACUGGACAGUCGUAAUUGUGUUUGGGAAAGGGGCCAGUACAUUACCACACCUUUAUUGCGCGGUGAAGUCACUGUCUGAAUAGUGAAGAGAUUGUCCGCGAAUCAAGUGUUUUUCAGUUGGAUUAUAUUUUUAUCGUAUUUCUAUGAGAAGAUUCACGAUCUUGCUAAGAAAUAAUAAUUUCAGAAGAUGAAGACAAAUGAAUGGACAUACGAAUAAGUGCUGCUGUAGCGUUAACCAAGACAUUGUCCAGAGAAAAUCCUAUGUCAUUAUUGUGGCUUAAUACAAAUCAGCUUUCUUGGAUCUUACUUUGUGAGGGGAAUUUCGGAUAAUAGGUUUUUUUCCCACGGAUCUUUGGAUUAGUAUAACUGUUGAAUUGAUAGGCCUGUAGGGUAAUAAACGUUACAGGCGACAAGAGGAAAGAUGGGGAAGAGUGUCUAGUACUGCCAGGAGAGGAAUGCCCCAGACUGCGUGCCCAGCAGCAGGCACCAUGUUCACCCCCACUGGGUUUAGCCCCCACCUGGCCAUCUGCUCUGAUGCUGAUACUGAGGAGGAAGAAGGCCCCCGGGAGUCCCCGGGCCCUGGGGCUUGGCCAUCUGAUGGACCCCCCAUCACCUCAGCCUCCCUAGACACUCUCAUCCAGCACCUGGUGCCCACCACAGACUACUACCCAGAGAAAGCCUAUGUAUUUACAUUCCUGCUGAGUGCUCGUCUGUUCAUCUCUCCUCCUGAGCUGCUGGCCAGACUCUGUGAGACCUGCAUCAAACAGCAGCACCUGGACCAGAGUCCACUGGACACGGCCAAAGUGAGGAAGUUUGGUCCCAAGAUCUUACAGCUGCUCACAGAGUGGACAGAGACAUUCCCCACAGACUUCAGAGAGGAGAAGAUGGUGGGGCUGUUUAAAGACAUCAUCCACAGGAUAGCCCCCUGCGAUGAGGCAUACUGGAAGACACUGAACCAGGUCUUACAGACCCUAAACCAGAAGCUGGCAGCCAUCACCCAGGGAGAGGAGAGCAUUGUCAGAGUGAACACCUCCUCUGUCUCCUCCAUCUCAGACAAACUGGUGGCCUUCAAAGCCAAACCUCCGCCCAUCCAGAAGGACAUGCUGUCUAUCUGCCACGACCCCUACACCCUGGCACAGCAACUGACCCAUGUGGAACUGGAACACCUAAGUAAUAUUGGCCCGGAGGAGUUUGUCCAAGCCUUCGUUCAGAAAGAUCCCCUGGACAGCUCCCAGCCAUGUUUCAGUGACCAGAAGAAGACCACCAACCUGGAAGCUUAUGUCAGGUGGUUCAACAGGCUGUGCUACCUUGUGGCCACUGAGAUCUGCAUGCCUGCUAAGAAGAAGCAGAGAGCCCAGGUGAUCGAGUUCUUCAUCGACGUGGCCAGAGAAUGCUUUAACAUCGGCAAUUUCAACUCUCUCAUGGCCAUUAUCUCUGGUAUGAAUAUGAGUCCUGUAUCGCGUCUGAAAAAGACCUGGGGGAAAGCCAAGACAGCAAAGUUCUUCAUCUUGGAGCAUCAGAUGGAUCCUACUGGAAACUUCUACAACUACAGGACAGCCCUCAGGGGAGCGGCCCACCGGUCCCAAACUGCUAACAGCAACAGGGAGAAGAUUGUGAUUCCCUUCUUCAGUCUACUGAUCAAAGAUAUCUACUUCCUGAAUGAGGGAUGUGCCAACCGCUUGCCUAAUGGCCAUGUCCAUUUUGCAAAAUUUGUGGAGUUGGCACGUCAGGUGGGAGAGUUCAUGACGUGGAAACAGAUAGAGUGUCCAUUUGAGACUGACCGGAGCAUCCUCCACUACCUCCAUACAGCUCCCAUCUUCAGUGAGGAUGGACUCUACUUGGCAUCAUAUGAGAGUGAGAGCCCAGAGAACCAGGUGGAGAAGGACAGAUGGAAAGCACUCAGGUCUAAUAUUCUGGGGAAGACAAAAGAGCUAAAAGAGCACCAUGGCAGCUAACCCGGAGGCCAGCCCAACCCUGCCAGGGAGGGAGUCAGUGUACUUGCACUAUAAUAAACUGUGAAGGACCCUAGCUGGUACUUAGGUAUUUUUUUUCUACACAUGAAGAAUAGAUACAACAAAACAAUAAUGAUGAACAGGAUUCAUCAACAACAUGACGUUUAAAAAAAGGACAGAAGAACAAUCGUCAACAAGCAGCGUGAAGUGAAGCUAUUGUAUGGUCACUGAUUGCAGAAUAAUUCCAUGACCUUGGGUUGUGCUAUUCACCUUGGGGACUGUAUGUUAGUGAGGGAAAUAUCUGGCCCACCAUCUUGCUGUUUAUUUACUCUUUGGUCAGUGUACAGUAACGGAAAACAACAGCUUUUUGCAAAUGAAAUAUCUACUGAUUGUUAUAUUAUAAUAUUUCUCAUCAUAUUUCUCUCUCCCACUCACAUACAAAAGCUUUGUGUACGUUUUCUAUUGUACUGUUACAAUCCUGGUAAAGUAAGAGCUACCGUGAUAUUUAAGGGCGCUGGCUUGCCCAGGACUCUGUUUGGUCCUUUGAAGACUGCUCUUAAUAACUACUAAUGAGUACCUGGAACAACUUGGAGUGAUCUCCUGGGUUAUGUGCGGGAUGAUAUAUAUAUACAGCACAUGGACUGUGAAGUGGGUAGGUGUGUUUACAUGUACGCACGUGUGGGUAUGUGUGUCUGUUUGUGUGUGUAUGUACGGGCAUGUGUUCAUGACUGGUCUUGGUUGAGGGGUUUAUUCUUAUCAAAAUGUCAUUCUCUUCUCAGCAGAGAGACUCGGUGAAACCCUGACACCGUUAGGGUUAGGCUCUACUCAGCGGAUUAAUCAACCGUACCUGUACAUUUUUAUUUUGAGGAUAGAUGACAUCAGUGUUGUUCCUGCCCAUGUAAAAAUGUGCUAUGAAAACUAAACAAUCAAUCAUGUCAUGGGCCAGGUCUGUGUGUAAAGGAUUUCUUUUAUCAUACUCUAUAGCCCCUGACAUCUUUCUGCUCUUCAGGAAGUAGUUUCUCUUGACUGAUGUUCAGUUGUCUGAUAUUUCUGAAGAUUUCUGUAAUGACAGAUGUUGGCUAUAUUAUGGUUUUGUUAUAUUAUUCCAUUAUUUAAAACUGGCAUGCUAAAUACAGUGUUUUAUAUGGGCAUUAUAUGUAUGUACUAAAGGGUUCUACCACUGAAAUAGUGGAGGUGUUUUAUGGUUUGUGGUCCACUGAGCUAAAUGAAAAAUGGAUACUUUCACCAACAACACCUCUUACUAUCUUUCUUGUGCUGGAGAGGGAAAGAUUUGCUAGUUAGAAUCACUACUAGCUGUUUCGAUAAUCCAGUUUUUUUUUUUUUUAUUACUUGAAAUGUGUUGUUCAUUUGAUGGUUGUUCUGUGGGAUAAUCACAUGUCGUGACCCCAAAGGUUUUAAUAACAGAGGAUGUAUCAAAAGGUCAGCUAUUGAGUGCUUGCUGUAUAUUGUUCUCUUCCACUCACACGUGCAGUACCACAGUGUUUUACCGGUAUGAAAAUGCCAAACGGGGUCUAGAUAUGGUAGGGGUGUUGUUAUAUUUCAUGUUUUUGAGACAGUUUGGUUCAAUUUUAUAGGAUUGAUGACCAAGUAAUGCAUUGUUUUUUAUAAAAAAGUUGGUUUUGUCUCUCAAUUCCUAGAGUAAUUGAUGUUCCUACACUCUGAACAUUUCCCUUAACACAGUUGGAAAUAGUCAUUUAACUCUUUGUCUACCUAGUUAAAACCCUGCCAAGCCGCACUGUACUGCCCUUUCAGAUCUGGAACUUUCAAAGGUAGUGGUUUUUGAUGCAGUGUUUUAGUGAAGUGUGUGUGUAAUCCACAUCUGUGUGCAUGUGGGGACCUGAAGUCCUCACAAAGACAGUUAAUCCUGGUUCCAACAUGUUUAUUUGGUAGAUCUCCACUGGGGAAAAUGCUAUUUUUGGCUCAGAGGACAGGUUUCAGGAAAAACGUACUAUUGGACAUAGUGUUCGUACUGAAGUAACAUUUAUGAUUAGGCAUUACCGGUUAGAGUUUGGUGUGAGGGCUUGCUUAAGUUUAGGCAUAAAGGUUAGGUUAAUGAGAUUUAGGUUACAGUUAAGUUUAGGGAAGCUAGGGAAUAGGUAACAUGAAUUUCUGGGUUAGGUUUCAGGCCCCCAUAGACAAUUGUGGGUGUGUGACACCCUGAAGCAGGCAACAUUGAUGCUCUUUCAUUUACCGGCCCCAUCAAUUAAGAAUUGAAAAAGAGACUGACUUCAAUAAAUGUUUUUUGAAAAAAUGCA
Esox lucius (northern pike) is the source of this 4387-nucleotide messenger RNA. Its product is annotated as ras-GEF domain-containing family member 1C. Gene Ontology annotation, biological process: positive regulation of GTPase activity; Ras protein signal transduction. NCBI's taxonomy places the organism in Eukaryota, Metazoa, Chordata, Actinopteri, Esociformes, Esocidae. Bases 615 to 2114 code for a protein of 499 amino acids. The transcript has 14 exons. Gene Ontology annotation, cellular component: plasma membrane. The record is from RefSeq and is a predicted model, not a curated record. Gene Ontology annotation, molecular function: guanyl-nucleotide exchange factor activity.